AAAGCAUAAAACCGAAAAAAUAGUCGCAGACUAGCUGGCAGAUGAAUAGUUUGAAAUUUCGACAGAUCACACGACUCUUGCGCAACUUCGGCACAACCACGAGAAAUGAUUUUAAAGUGGCUGUGGUUGGUUCUUCUGGCGGUAUUGGGCAACCAUUGUCUUUGCUCCUUAAACGUAACAAACUGGUGAGUAAGCUCUCCAUUUACGAUAUACAGAAGACGCCGGGCGUGUAUGCCGAUCUGUCGCACAUCGAUACCAAGAUCUGUAUUGAGGGCUUUCAAUGUGCGGAAAACUUACCAGCCGCCUUGGAGAAGGCGCAUGUUGUAAUGGUUGUAGGUGGUACGGCACGCAAACCCGGUAUGAAGCGUGAAGAUCUAUUUAAAAAGAAUGCGAGUGUUGUUGAGGAGAUCGCACAGGUUGUUGCGGAAAAAUGUCCAAAGGCUCUACUCUGCAUAGUCACAAAUCCCGUUAACUCUUGCGUACCGCUGGCAGCUGAAGUUCUAAAAAAAAAGAACGUCUUCGAUCCUAAACGUCUAUUUGGCAUUACCACACUGGAUUUAGUACGUUCACGCACUUUUAUUGCCCAGAUAUUGGGCGUAGAACCAUCGAAGGUUGUUAUGCCCGUAAUUGGUGGUCAUUCCGGUCAGACAAUUUUGCCUGUACUUUCACAAUGUAAGCCGGCAUUAAAGCUGGAUAAGGAACAAGCCACAAAAUUGAUCAAACGCAUACAAGAAGCCGGUACAGAGGUAGUUAAAGCUAAAGAUCAGGAUGGUGGCGGUUCCGCUACGCUUUCAAUGGCGCACGCAGCUAUCCUCUUCACAGAAGCUUUACUGAAAGGUCUGAAGGGCGAUGGCAAGCCGGUGAAGUGUUCAUAUGUAGCUUCCGAUGUGAGUGACUGCGCUUACUUCUCGACGCCCUUGCAGUUAGGCAAAAAUGGUGUGGAAAAGAAUUUGGGUUUACCGAAGUUGAGCGCAGAUGAGGAGAAAUUGUAUUGUAUAGCGGUGGAGCAAUUGAAAAAGGAUAUCCAAAAGGGUAUCGAUUAUUUUAAAAAGUCAAACAAAGACGACAAGAAGGAUAAAAAAGAUAAGAAAUGUUAACGAAGUA
Molecule: messenger RNA, 1104 nt
Organism: Bactrocera tryoni
Lineage: Eukaryota; Metazoa; Arthropoda; Insecta; Diptera; Tephritidae
Product: malate dehydrogenase, mitochondrial-like
Exons: 4
Coding region: 42-1097 (351 amino acids)
Biological process (GO): malate metabolic process; tricarboxylic acid cycle
Cellular component (GO): mitochondrion; cytoplasm
Molecular function (GO): L-malate dehydrogenase (NAD+) activity
Source: RefSeq, a predicted model, not a curated record